AUGUCUCACGUGAAGCAGCAGCUACAGUAUUUGUGGAAUCCGCAGAUGAUUGAACUCAUCUUUGCGCCGCUCUUUGAGAUGACUUCUGCCGCUGCCAUUGAAGCCGGCGCCGCCGCCUCUAGUCGAAAGUCCUCAACGAUCCCCGUGACCACCGGCUCAGCUGUGGUGCAGGCGGCACUGGGCAGCUCUGAAACAAGCACUAGCGGCGACAAUCAAACAGCGGCCACCAGUGUUCAGGGACAGUCAUUCACCUCCUGGCGACAGACCUUCAUCGGGAAGGCCUUUGAGCGAGCCGCCUCUCUCGGCGGUCGCUCCGGGUCGACCAGCGGCCUCUCCGGUCACUGCUGGAAUCCCAUCUACAAGCUGGGCACCCCGGAGACGUCGCUGAUUGCGCUGGUGUGUUCGCUCUACGAGAACGCCUUCACCACGCUGAGCCAGAUGAAGCACGACAUUCUCUCCGGCCUGUGCUUCAAGGAGCUAAUCCUUCCGCAUCUCUGGCGCUUCAUCACCCUCAUCGGGCCGCACAAUCCGGCGCGCGCCUACCUCGACUACCUGAGCAUGCACUCCAAGAGCUGCGCCCCCGAGUUUCAGAUUCUCAUCAUCUUCUGCGAGUGUGCCACGCACCUGAUUACCAUUCUCGACGACAUUGAACUGUACGAGAACCAGAAGCCCUUUUCCCUCGAGGACCUGGUGAUGAUAUCGCAGUUUCUCAACAACUUUGUUUUCAAGUUGAUCUGGCAUAAUCUAAUUGAUAUUCAAAACAUGUCUACCAAUGCAUUACUAAAUUCGACGCAUUCUCUCCUAAUGCUGCUCUACAAACGCGACUCUCGUCGGCCCUUUACACCGCCCUAUCACUGGCUUAUAAGGGAAUUGAAGAUGUCCUCCUUCAUGAAGGACCUUGAGCACGGCAAGCGGACGGCGCAGGCGAUUCUGCAAAAAGUGCCCCACAUUAUUCACCAUAAAGAGCGCAUCGGCCUCUUCCGCAAGUACAUUACCCUUGAUCGACACAUGCUCACCACCAAUGAAAGCUGCAUCAUCAACUCGACCCUGGUCACCGUGCACCGGGCGCGCAUCGUUGAGGAUGGCUACCAGCAGCUUAACUCACUACCUAGUCAGUCCUUGAAGGGCGUCAUACGCGUGAAGUUCAUCAACGAACAGGGCCUCGAUGAGGCGGGCAUUGACCAGGAUGGCGUCUUCAAGGAGUUUCUCGAGGACACCAUCAAGCGCAUUUUUGACCCGUCCUUGAAUUUGUUUCGAGUGACCAGUGAACAGCGCCUGUAUCCUUCGCCCACGUCGUACAUUCACGAGAAUCACCUGUCGUUGUUUGAGUUUGUCGGCAAGAUGAUUGGCAAGGCCGUCUAUGAGGGCAUCGUCGUGGACGUUCCCUUUGCCUCCUUCUUUCUCAGUCAGGUGCUCGGUCAGCAGCAGAGUGCACUGUACUCUUCCAUUGACGAGCUGCCCUCCCUCGACCCGGAGCUGUACAAGCACCUGACCUUUCUGAAGCACUACGACGAGGGCGACAUCUCCUCGCUCGAUCUCACCUUCUCCGUGGACGAGGACGCCAUGGGGCAGAUUGUGACGCACGAGCUGCUGCACGGCGGAAAGGCCAUCCCGGUGACGAAGGAGACGCGCAUCAGCUACAUUCACCUGAUGGCGCACUUUCGCAUGCACACGCAGAUUCACGAGCAGACGGCGGCCUUCAUUCGCGGCUUCCGCUCCAUCAUCAACCCCGAGUGGCUGACCAUGUUCAGCACGCCGGAGUUUCAGCGGCUCAUCUCCGGCGACAACUCGCCCAUUGACCUGGAGGACCUGCGCCGGCACACCAAGUACUUUGGCGGCUUCCACGCCAACCACCGCGUCAUCUGCUGGCUGUGGGACAUUCUCCAGAGUGACUUCUCCGUGGAGGAGCAUCGCCUCUUUCUGAAGUUCGUCACCUCGUGCUCUAAGCCGCCCCUCCUCGGCUUUGCCCACCUCGAGCCGCCCUUUUCCAUUCGCUGCGUGGAGGUGAGCGAUGACCAGGACACGGGAGACACCGUCGGUUCGGUGCUGCGUGGCUUCUUCACCAUUCGCCGCAAGGACCCCGUCAACCGGCUGCCCACCUCCUCCACCUGCUUCAACCUCCUCAAGUUGCCCAACUACCAGCGGAAGAGUACACUGAAGGAGAAGCUGCGAUACGCCAUCAACUCCAACCCCGGCUUUGAGCUGUCGUAG
Messenger RNA from Rhagoletis zephyria (snowberry fruit fly), 2211 nucleotides. The record is from RefSeq and is a predicted model, not a curated record. Lineage: Eukaryota; Metazoa; Arthropoda; Insecta; Diptera; Tephritidae.